AUGCCUCUGCAGCUCCUGAACCUGGUGCUGCUCCUCUCUUCACUCAGAGUCUUAAUAUGUGCCUGUGAUGCCUGCAAAACUGUGACACUACAUGUUCCCUCCAAACUGGAUGCUGAGAAAUUUGUUGGUAGAGUGAACCUGAGGGAGUGCUUGAAGUCUGCAAAUCUAAUUCAUUCAAGUGAUGCUGAUUUCCAAGUUUUAGAAGAUGGUUCAGUCUACACAACAAACGCUGUUCUGUUUUCCUCCGAGAAGAGGCAUUUUACCAUCUCACUUUCCAGCUCUGAGAACCACGAGGAAAAGAAAAUGCAUGUCCUUUUAGAGCAUCAAACAAAGGCACUAAAGCAAAGUCAUCCCAAAGAAAAAGUUCUCAGGCGUGCCAAGAGAAGAUGGGCUCCAAUUCCUUGCUCAAUGAUGGAGAACUCCUUGGGUCCUUUUCCACUUUUUCUUCAACAGAUCGAAUCUGAUGCAGCCCAAAACUACACUGUAUACUAUUCUAUAAGUGGGCCUGGAGUCGACCAACCACCUGUGGAUUUAUUUUAUGUCGAGAGGAACACCGGAAACCUGUUCUGUACUGCUGCCGUAGAUCGUGAGCAGUAUCCCUCUUUUGAGAUUGUGGCCUUCGCAGUAACUCCAGAUGGCUAUCACCCAGAAUUCCCACUUCCCCUGCUCAUCAGGAUUGAGGAUGAAAAUGAUAAUUACCCAAUUUUUACAAAUUCAACUUACAUAUUUACAAUUGCGGAACAUUCCCGAGUCGGCUCCACCGUGGGACAGGUGUAUGCAACUGACAAGGACGAGCCUGGCACGCUGCACACGCAGCUCAAGUACUCCAUCCUGCAGCAGCUGCCAGCGUCCCCCACCCUGUUCUUCAUGAAUCCGACCACUGGUGUGAUUACCACCACGACGGCCCAGCUAGACAGAGAGCUACUUGAUAAAUACCAGCUGAAAAUAAAAGUGCAGGACAUGAAUGGCCAACAUUUUGGCUUGCAGACGACCGCGACCUGCAUCAUUUGCAUUGAAGACGUGAAUGACCACUUGCCGACCUUCACGCGCUCUUCUUACGUGGCAUCGGUGGAAGAAAAUACAGCGGAUGUGGAAAUCUUACGUGUCAGCGUUGAGGAUAAGGAUUUAAUUAAUACCGCUAAUUGGAGAGCUAAUUAUACCAUUUUAAAUGGCAAUGAAAAUGGACAUUUUAAAAUUGUAACAGAUCCCAAAACCAAUGAAGGGGUGCUGUGUGUGGUUAAGCCGCUCAAUUAUGAAGAAAGACAGCAGCUGACCCUGCAAAUCGGGGUGGUUAACGAAGCCCCGUAUUAUAGAGAAACGACUUCAAAAUCAGCCAUGAGCACGGCCACCAUCACUGUUAACGUGAAAAACCAGGACGAGGGCCCGGAGUGUAGCCCUCCGCUGCAGACGGUGCGGAUCAAAGAGAACGCGCCAGUGAAUACGAGGAGCCAGGGAUACAAAGCGUACAACCCAGACACGAAGAGCAGCAGCGACAUCAGGUAUAAGAAAAUAAAUGAUCCAAAAGGGUGGAUCACGGUCGAUGAAAACACGGGAUCAAUUACAACUUUUAGAAACUUGGAUAGAGAGGCCGAGUCCAUCAGAAAUGGUGUCUAUAACGUCACCAUCCUUGCAACAGACAAAGCUGGAAGAACAUGUACUGGGACACUGGGCAUCAUCCUUGAAGAUGUGAAUGAUAAUGGCCCAGUGAUCCUUAAAAAGACGGCGAUCAUCUGCAAACCCACCAUGUCCUCCACGGCGAUCGUGGCUUUUGAUCCGGAUGACCCUGUGAACGGCCCACCCUUCCGCUUCAGUUUGGAGGACGAUUCUGAUGCGGACGCACAGAGAGUGUGGGCGCUGACAAGGAUCAAUGAUACAGCAGCGCUUCUUUCCAAUCAAAAUGACCUUCCGUUUGGCCCAUACACAGUCCGUGUGAGAGUUACGGAUAGGCACGGCCUGUCACACACCACCCCCUUGAAUGUCAUCAUGUGUGACUGCGUUACCGAAAACGACUGCUCGCUUCGCGGCGUUUCCAGGACCGGCACCGGGGAGUUCAGGCUGGGAAAGUGGGCCAUCCUUGCCAUCCUGUUGGGCAUUGCCUUGCUCUUCUGCAUCCUCUUCACCCUAGUCUGUGGGGCGACUGGGGCGGCCAAAAAGCCCAAAGCCUUUCCUGAUGACGUAACCCAGCAGAACCUCAUUGUGUCCAACACGGAGGCUCCUGGCGAUGACAAAGUGUAUUCCGCCAACGGCUUCACCUCCCACACGGUGGGCAGCGCAGGCGCCGGGGCCUGUGGCACCGUGGGAUCCGGGGUGAUCCACGCGGGGCAGGAGACCAUCGAAAUGGUGAAAGGACACCAGACCUUGGACUCGUGCCGGGGCGGCGGGCAGCUCGCGCGGGAGCCCUGCGGGGCAGGACACGUGGAGGUGGACCCCGGCAGAUACACCUACUCCGAGUGGCGCAGCUUCACCCAGCCCCGCCUGGGCGAGAAAGUGCAGCUGUGCAAUCAGGAUGACAGUCACGAACACGCCCAAGACUACGUCCUCACCUACCGCUACGAGGGCCAGGGCUCCGCGGCCGGCUCUGUGGGCUGCUGCAGCGAACGGCAGGAAGACGAUCGCCUGGACUUUUUGGAUCAUUUGGAACCCAAAUUUAGGACAUUGGCAGAAGCAUGCGUGAAGAGAUGAGUGCAUCCAGAUAAGUCUACCAGAGCCCCAGUGGCUUUAUCGCCUUUUCUUUCUUUGUAUUUUUUAUUUUUAUUAAAUUAAAGACCAGG
Molecule: messenger RNA, 2771 nt
Organism: Myotis davidii
Lineage: Eukaryota; Metazoa; Chordata; Mammalia; Chiroptera; Vespertilionidae
Gene: DSC2
Product: desmocollin 2
Exons: 16
Coding region: 1-2682 (893 amino acids)
Biological process (GO): homophilic cell-cell adhesion
Cellular component (GO): plasma membrane; desmosome
Molecular function (GO): calcium ion binding
Source: RefSeq, a predicted model, not a curated record